Messenger RNA from Morchella sextelata, 1836 nucleotides. RefSeq lists its product as uncharacterized. Gene Ontology annotation, molecular function: RNA binding. The transcript is spliced from 4 exons. Bases 1 to 1836 code for a protein of 611 amino acids. The record is from RefSeq and is a predicted model, not a curated record. Gene Ontology annotation, biological process: rRNA processing. Lineage: Eukaryota; Fungi; Ascomycota; Pezizomycetes; Pezizales; Morchellaceae. Gene Ontology annotation, cellular component: nucleus.
AUGCCCAAGAAACCCGAGAAGAAGAAGCCCAGCACGGCCCCCACCGACCGUGCCCCCGUCACCAAUGACUCCCGCUUCGCCUCCGUCCACUCGGACCCGCGCUUCGCCAUGCCGCGCCGCAAAGACGCAAAGAUCGCCAUCGACAAGCGCUUCACGCGCAUGCUCAAAGACGACGACUUUGCGCAAAAGGCCUCCGUCGACCGCUACGGCCGCAAGCUCGCAAAGGACGCCGGCAAGGAAGAAAUCAAGCGGUACUACCGCCUCGACGACGACGACGACGAUGACGCCGAAGGCUCCGGCUCCGAGGACGAGGACGAGGAUGAGGAUGAGGAGGACGAAGGCAAGCCCCGCUACGACCCGGCCCGCGGCGAGGGCGUCAUCAGCUCCUCGGACGACGACAGCUCCGACGAAGAGGAGGACGAGGAGGUGGACGCCGCAGAGGAGGACCAGAUUGCGAGGGAGGCCAUGCAGCGCGAGGAGAUCCCCACGGGCGACGUCACGGCGCGGCUCGCCGCCGUCAACCUGGACUGGGACCAUGUGGCGGCCGUGGACCUGAUGGCGGCGUUCUCGUCGUUUGCGCCGAGCGGCGGGCGGGUGCUGAGGGUCACGGUGUAUCCGUCCGAGUUUGGGCGCGAGCGCAUGGAGCGCGAGAAUAUGGAGGGCCCGCCGAGCGAGAUCUUUAGGCCGAAAGAGGACGAGGAGGAGAUUGAUCCCGAUGAGGAGGUCACGGUCAAGACGCUGGUCAAGGAGGAUAAGGGCCAGGAGUUUGAUAGUGCGAAGCUCCGCAACUAUCAGCUGGAGCGGCUGCGGUAUUACUAUGCGGUGGUCGAGUGUGAUAGGCCCGAGACGGCCCACCACAUCUACGAGCAGUGCGACGGCGCGGAGUAUGAAGCCACUGCAAACUUCUUUGACCUGCGGUUUAUCCCCAACGAUACAAGCUUUGAGGACGAUACGCCGCGGGAUACGUGCACGGAGGCGCCGGCGAACUACAAGCCUAAUGACUUUGUCACUGAUGCCCUGCAACACAGCAAAGUAAAACUAACCUGGGACGCCGACGACACCGCGCGCCAAACCGCCGCCAAACGCGCCUUCUCGCAAAAGGAAGUCGAAGAAAUGGACGUCAAGGCCUACCUCGCCUCCGACUCCGACUCCGACCCCGAGGACGAGUCCGCAAAAGAAAAAUACCGCGCCCUCCUCUCCGGCACCCUCGCCGGCCUCAGCGGGAAGGGCAAGAAGGACGAGCAGCCCACAGGCGAUAUGGAGAUCACAUUCACGUCCGGCCUGAGCGGGAAGGAGAAGGGCGCAAAGAAGGAGAAGAAGGCGAAAGCGAAAGCGCAGCGCGCCGCCGAGGCCGCCGAGGCCGCCACAAAACGUGGUGAGCUCGAGGCGCUGAUGGCCGACGCGGACAGGGACGGGCUGAACCACUUUGACAUGAAGCAGGUUGUCAAGGCGGAGAAGGCGGGGCGGCAUGGGGGGAAGAAGGGGAAGGGGAAGAAGCGGUCGCGGCAGGCGGAGGAGGCGCUGGAGGAGGGGAUGCAGCGGGGCUUUGAGAUUGAUGUCGGGGAUGAGCGCUUCAAGGCUGUGUAUGAGAGGAAUGAGUUUGCGAUUGAUCCGACGAAUCCGAGGUUUGUGAAGACGAAGGCGAUGGAGAAGCUGCUUGGGGAGCGGCAGAGGAGGGGGAAGAUGGGGGCGGGUGGGGGGGAGAGGGGGGAGGAGCAGCAGCAGGGGAAGAGGAAGAAGGUGAAGAUGGGGGGCGUGGAGGGAGGGCCGAAGAGUGAUGAGGUGAAGAGACUGGUGCAGUCGCUGAAGACUAAGAGUAAGCAGGCGAAGAAAUAG